UCCAAAACCACCGAGGGAGUCAAAUUGCACCGGUUUUAAGAGUUGGGGGUUGAGAUAUCUGGUUUUAUGGUUUAGGGUCACGGUUUAGAUUUCGAUCAUUUUUAAGGGUCACAAAGUGAACUUAUUCCUUUGCUGGGCCAAGAGAACGGCUCAUUGAACACGGCCCAGCCAAAGGCAUCGCACCUCCGCGUGCGAUCGAGGCCAUCGGCGGCAGGUACAAUCGAAAAGCCAGCGCGUCUCGCCCUCGCCCUCGCCCAGACAUCUCGUGACCGCCCCGCCCGGCGCGCGGCGCUCGUGCAGCCAGGGAAAGCGCGCGCGCGCGCGGCGCAAUAAUCAUUGACGCAAUCACGCGGCGAAGCGGACGUCCGGCGCGCGCGGGCGCGGCGGCCGCUAGCUGGUUGGGAGUUGGGAGUGGACGGACGACGGACACAUGCGCGCAGCGCGCGAGGUGGUGAUGGACUUGAUGGGUAUCGUAGUAGCGGAAGCUUGUGGAGUUGUGGACGGCGUCGCGCGCGGCAUAUGGAUGGACACGGCACCUGCAUGCUCGCUCGCUGUUUAGAGAUCGAGAUUGACACACAACGUGGUUCACGCGUGCGCCAUCUAUAUAUUCAUCUAUCCAUGAAUGAUCAUAGAGACGAUAGUGUGGCACAUUUUUUUUAACGCGCAAAAAUAUUGCACGCCAAUAUAUUAGAAGAAAAAGAGUUUUUUUUUAUACAACACAAUCGGCCAGAUAGAUCUAUAUAUAUAUACCGUGGGAAGAAAGAAGAUGAGAGUAUGACACACAACUAAAAUUUUGCAGUGACCGAUUAAUUUUGUACUCCAUUAAUUUACGCAAUUAAUUAAUUAAUCAAGGUUGUAACCACACAGAUCGAUGGACACAGGAGUUCUUCUGAUUACUCGUGGCCAAGAAAACUCGAGCAUCUACUUUAGCAUCUAGCUCACGAGCACGAGCUAGGCGUCCAAACACGCAGCAAUCUCGGUGACACUGCAUGGCCAAUUGAGUUAGUCAUUGCCCAUUGUUCGAUAUGAUCUUAAUUAGCCAAUGGAUGCUGAGAGCCUGAGAGUGAGAGUAAUCUAGGGCAUUCAAGCGACCUCUCCCUCUUUCCCCUCCCUUCUUUUUCCAGCUCGCUCCGUUCCUCGUCGAUCAUGUCACGGGCUCAUCAUCCACGCCGACGUACGCAAUCUGAUCCGCGCUCGCUCGCUUUCCCGUGCACGGCCAGUGUAUAUAUAGCUCAUCGAUAUCACCUUCUUCUCCACAUUGAAUUCGGUUCAUACUCACUCGUCGGUAGUAAUCAGUCAGCUCAUCAGCAUCUGAUCGAGUAGCAAAUUGAGCAUUCGUUUUGCAGCUAGAAAUCAUACUAGUGGUAGUGGAUGAUGGCGCCAAACGGGGAAGGCGCAGUGGCGGCGGCUGCGGCGGCGCCGGCGCCGGCGCCGGCGGUGGCGAGGGGGAAGCGGGCGGAGAAGCCGCGGAGGAUCUCGAUGGAGGGGCUCCAGCGCGCCAUGUCCGACCUGGCCCUGGAGCUCACCAAGAAGCAGCAGGUGGCGGACGCGGCAGCCGGCGGCGGCGGCGGCGGCGAGAAGCUGCCGGAGAUCACGGAGCAGCAGCAGGUGGUGGUGGAGGAGGCGCGGUGCGAGUGCUGCGGCAUGCAGGAGGAGUGCACGCCGGAGUACGCGCGCCGCGUCCGGGAGCGCUACUGCGGGCGGUGGGUGUGCGGCCUGUGCGCCGCCGCGGCGAGCGCCGAGGCCGACAGGAGAUGCCGCCACGGCGGCACCGGGUGGACGACGGCGACGGCGGAGGAGGCGCUGGCGGCGCACAUGGCGGUGUGCGGGCGGUUCAACCGCGUGGGGCGCGCCAACCCGGUGCUGAUGCAGACGGAGGCCAUGAGGGAGAUCCUCCGCAAGAGGUCGAGGUCCAACAGCCCGAGGGACCACGGCCAUGGCGGCCUCACCAGGAGCUCCAGCUGCAUCCCCGCCAUUACCAAGGACUGAUCAGCUGCCCCCAACAAAUGAAAUCCUUCACCUUCUUCGGGUGCAAAGCCCGCCAAAAUUUAAAAAUUAAUUAAGCCUCUAGGUUGAUUAAUUAGUGUCUGAUUGCGAGUGAUAAUCAAGAAACUUGUUGCAACAAAAGUGAUUAGUACUAUUGAUACUACUGAAAGCCUUUUCAAAAAAUUGAUUGUACUGAAAUGAAACUAUUGGUGUAGAAUUUUCAUGAAUUCCAUGCGAGCUCUUGUAGUUACUUAAAGAUUGUAAUUCAUCGUUAAUUAUUAGAGUAAUUACUUAAAGUUUGUCUCCUUUGAA
This is a messenger RNA of Oryza sativa Japonica Group (Japanese rice), 2298 nucleotides long. RefSeq lists its product as uncharacterized. The record is from RefSeq and is a predicted model, not a curated record. Lineage: Eukaryota; Viridiplantae; Streptophyta; Magnoliopsida; Poales; Poaceae.